CGGCGCUGGGGUGGCCGCCACGUCGGCCUCUGACUCCAACCAGGUCCUGACAAAGUCUGGGACGGUGAGCCGGAGGAGCGCGUCAAGGCCGGGCGUCCGAGGCAGAUGGCUGCACCCGAGCCCGCGGACAGCGAUGCGCUAUAAUCAACCAUGGCUGUGACUAUAAUUACAUGAUGAAUCUUGUCAUCUUCCUAUUGAAUCACUGAGCCAUACAAGACUAAUGUAUUAAAAGCUGGUGAGUCUGUAAACACUCGAGAUAGUGAAACUGGAUAAGAAAUUAAAGAUAGGCUCUGCUUGCUAUCACUGUAAGGAAUCAGGAUCCUUGGGAGAUGGGUGAACAGUCAAUGAGAGGUAAGAACUGGAGUUUGCUGAUAGAGAUCAGGGUUUCAGUGAUGGCCACAGUAAAAGAGUUCUGUUGGUAUUAGUGAUUGGAGAUUAAUCAGAGUAGACAUUUCAGGACUUCUUGGAGGUCGAGAUCAGUGUAUAUUGUGGAACCCCAUGAUAGAGGAAUCCACUGGGCAAGUGCCUGGGAGGAUCUGCUGAUGUUUGGUAAUAGAGUUGUUGGCAUCAGUCAUUCUAGAAUUAAUUAAGUGGUUAGGAGGGUUGUACUGUGUUGGAGAUUGUGAGGGCAGUGGCACUUAGUGUCGGGGGUUAUUAAGAGUGCAGACAGGAAGCCUGUGAGGUCGAGAUUAGUGACAUAUCAGUAUUGCUAGUCUGUGAGGGUGAGGGAUUAUCUUUAAAUGUACAUAGUAAUCAAUAGUGGAUAGUUGAGGCAAAACCAAAUUCUGUUGUUCAGAUCACUCCUGAACGUGGAGAAUUAACGAAUUACAGGCUGAAUAGGAGUGUGGGAGAAACCAGUAACAUCAAAGGUGUGUUUAUGGCUUUUACUCAGAAAGAAUGGAAGCAGCUGGAACCUGCGCAGAGGAACUUAUCAAUGGGUAAGAACAAUUCCCCAUCACUUGGAAUGUGUUCACUGCAAUUCCUUCUGCCUCAAGUUUCAAUGGGUAAGAGCAAUUCCCCAUCACUUGGAUUUUGUUCACUGUGAUCCCUUCUGCCUCAAGUCUUCGAUGGAAAAUCAAGAUCCCAAACAAGGCAUGAUCUCUAAGUUGGAAGAAGAAGAAGAGUCAUCACUGGGAGAGGCGAAAACAACCAGCUCACAUAGUGUGAGCAAAGUAGCAUGGCCCAAGAAAUCAGGAGCCAAUGAAAAAGUCCAACAAGCUGAUGAUCACAUAGAGGAAAAGCAGAAAUCUCGAGGCAAGCUCAUUGAGGAAGCUACACUCAAGAAGAAAAAUUCAACUAGUAAGAAAAGCAGUGCAUGUGCUUUGUUGGAGAAAAAAAAAGUCAGUACAAAACAUGCUCCUUCAAAAAAAAAGCUUCCAAAAUCCGAUUCACAUGGAAAGAGCUUAAAGCAGAAUUUAGAUUUACCUGAUCAGAUUAAAAACACCACAAAAAAGAAAUCGGAUACAGCUAAAGAACACACGAAAUCAUUCAGCCACACCAUAGCUGAAACAGCAAAAGAUAAAAUUCCAGCCAGAGAGAAAUGUGAGAAAAUCCUCAACAAAAAGUUGCCUGGUAAAGGUGACAGAAAUCACACUGGCAAGAGAUGUGAGAAAGUGUACCAUCGUAGCUCAUCUCACAGUAAAGAAGACAAGAUCCAGGCUGGAGAGAGACAGAAAUCAUCUAGCCGUAGUUCACCUACCAAGUCUGAGAAAGCUCCAGCUUCUGGGAAGCCUUAUAAAUGCAAUCACUGUGGGAAGGUCCUCAGCCAUAAACAAGGACUCAUUGACCAUCAAAGAACUCACACCGGGGAGAAACCAUAUGAAUGUAAUGAGUGUGGGAUAGCUUUUAGCCAGAAGUCCCACCUGGUUGUACAUCAGAGAACUCACACUGGAGAAAAACCAUAUGAAUGUGUUCAGUGUGGCAAAGCUCAUGGUCAUAAACAUGCCCUCACUGACCAUCUAAGAGUUCAUACUGGAGAAAAGCCCUACGAAUGUAAUCAAUGCGGAAAAACCUUUAGACACAGCUCCAACCUUAUGCAGCAUGUAAGAUCGCACACAGGUGAGAAGCCUUAUGAGUGUAAGGAAUGUGGCAAAUCCUUUAGAUAUAAUUCAUCUCUUACUGAACAUGUGAGAACACACACAGGUGAAAUACCAUAUGAAUGCAAUGAAUGUGGCAAAGCUUUUAAGUAUAGUUCAUCCCUGACUAAACACAUGCGAAUCCAUACUGGCGAGAGACCAUUUGAAUGUAAUGAGUGUGGGAAAACUUUUAGCAAAAAGUCCCACCUGGUUAUACAUCAAAGAACUCAUACAAAGGAGAAACCUUAUAAAUGUGACGAGUGUGGGAAAGCCUUUGGACAUAGUUCAUCCCUUACUUACCAUCUGCGAACUCAUACAGGCGAUUGCCCCUUUGAAUGUAAUCAGUGUGGUAAAGCCUUUAAGCAAAUUGAAGGCCUUACUCAACACCAGAGAGUUCAUACUGGUGAGAAACCCUAUGAAUGUCCCGAGUGCGGGAAAGCCUUUAGUCAAAAGUCACACCUCAUCGUGCACCAGAGAACUCACACAGGGGAGAAGCCCUUUGAAUGCUAUGAGUGUGGGAAAGCCUUCAGUGCAAAGUCCCAGCUUGUUAUACAUCAGCGAUCCCACACGGGAGAGAAACCCUAUGAAUGUGAUGAGUGUGGGAAAGCCUUUAAACAGAAUGCUUCUCUUACCAGACAUAUGAAAAGCCACUCAGAAGAGCAAUCUAAUGAGGAAAAUUAAUGUAGGAAAUCUGACGACUGACUGGUUUGGUCUCGUUCAAUGUUAAAAGAUGGUCUCAACUUGAUGUAGGUUAGAAAAUCUUUUUUAAGGACAUUAUUCCUU
This is a messenger RNA of Alexandromys fortis (reed vole), 2858 nucleotides long. It is a transcript of the gene Zfp37, whose product is annotated as ZFP37 zinc finger protein. The record is from RefSeq and is a predicted model, not a curated record. Lineage: Eukaryota; Metazoa; Chordata; Mammalia; Rodentia; Cricetidae. Gene Ontology annotation, biological process: regulation of transcription by RNA polymerase II. Gene Ontology annotation, molecular function: RNA polymerase II cis-regulatory region sequence-specific DNA binding; DNA-binding transcription factor activity, RNA polymerase II-specific. The coding region runs from base 1068 to 2756 and encodes 562 amino acids. The transcript has 4 exons. Gene Ontology annotation, cellular component: chromatin; transcription regulator complex; PcG protein complex.